GUCAGUUAAACCCAUACAGAGGACAAGCUAACAAUUUUAACACGCAUGCGCGAUACAUUGUUGUGAUGUUAGCCUGAACCCAAAAUGUCUGCCUCCAUGGUUCGAGCGACCGUCCGAGCGGUCAGUAAAAGGAAGAUGAUUCCAACAAGAGCAGCUCUCACUUUGACGCCAUCAGCCGUGAACAAGAUCAGGUUGCUGUUGCAGCAAAAACCAGAAUAUAUGGGUCUAAAGGUUGGCGUGAGAACGCGUGGCUGCAACGGGCUGACGUACACGCUUGACUACACCAAGCAGAAAGACAAAUCUGAUGAAGAAGUGCUGCAAGAUGGUGUGCGAGUGUUCAUCGCGAAGAAAGCCCAGCUGACUCUUCUGGGGACAGAGAUGGACUAUGUGGAGUCCAAGCUCUCCAGCGAGUUUGUCUUCAACAAUCCCAACAUCAAGGGCACGUGCGGCUGCGGGGAGAGCUUCAGCAUUUGAGCCGUCCUAAAGCAACAAAGACUCCACAGGCUGGAGAAGUUGGAACUGAAGAAGAACCCCCGCCUGUCUUUGGACCGCUCAGACGACACGCACACUUUCACUCUUCACCUUUGUGUUACUUUGCCAUUUCAUGCUCACAAGGACCUGGCAGAGUGUAUUUAUUCUCCUUCUUCCACAAAACCCAAAACCAGUGAAGUUGGCACGUUGUAGAAAUGGUAAAUAAAAAGAGAAUACAAUGAUUUGCAAAUCCUUUUCAACUUAUAUUCAAUUGAAUAGACUGCAAACACAAGAUAUUUAAUGUUCCAACUGAGAAACGUUUUUUUUUUUUUUUUUGCAAAUAAUCAUUAACUUAAAAUUUAAUGGCAGCAACAAAAAAGUUGCCACACGGGCAUUUUUACCACUGUGUUACAUGGCCUUUCCUUUUAACAACACUCAGUAAACGUUUGGGAACUGAGGAGACCAAUUUUUAAAGCUUUUCAGGUGGAAUUCUUUCCCAUUCUUGCUUGAUGUACAGCUUAAGUUGUUCAACAGUCCGAGGUCUCAGUUGUGGUAUUUUACGCUUUAUAUUGCGCCAUACAUGUUCAAUGGGAGACAGGUCUGGACUACAGGCAGGCCAGUCUAGUACCCGCACUCUAUUACUAUGAAGCCACACUGUUGUAACACGUGCAGAAUGUGUUGAAAUAAGCAGGGGCGUCCAUGAAAAAGACGUUGCUUGGAUGGGAACAUAUGUUACUCCUAAACCUGUAUGUACCUUUCAGCAUUAAUGGUGCCUUCACAGAUGUGUAAGUUACCCAUGCCUUGGGCACUAAUACAUCCCCAUACCAUCACAGAUGCUGGCUUUUGAACUUUGCGCCUAUAACAGAUGGCUCUUUUCCUCUUUGGUCAGGAGGACACAACGUCCACAGUUUCCAAAAACAAUUUGAAAUGUGAUCUCGUCAGACCACAGAACGCUUUUCCACUUUGCAUCAGUCCAUCUUAGAUGAACUCAGGCCCAGCGAAGCCAGCAGCGUUUCUGGGUGUUGUUGAUAAAUGGCCUUUGCUUUGCAUAGUAGAGUUUUAACUUGCACCUACAGAUGUAGUUACUGACAGUGGUUUUCUGAAGUGUUCCAGAGCCUAUGUGGUGAUAUCCUUUACACACUGAUGUCGCUUUUUGAUGCAUUACCGCCUAGGGGAUCAAAGGUCACGGGCCUUUCUGCUUACAUGGAGUGAUUUCUCCAGAUUCUCAGAAACUUUUGAUGGUAUUACGGACCGUAGAUGGUGAAAUCCAUAAAUUUAUGUUCUUACACUUUUGGACAAUUUGCUCACGCAUUUGUGGUGACCCUCGCCCCAUCCUUGUUUGUGAAUGACAGAGCAUUUCAUGGAAGCUGCUUUUAUACCCAAUCAUGGCACCCACCUGUUCCCAAUUAGCCUGUUCACCUGUGGGAUGUUCCAAAUAAGUGUAUGAUGAGCAUUCCUCAACUUUCUCAGUCUUUUUUGCCACUUGUGCCAGCUUUUUUGAAACCUGUUGCAGGCAUCAAAUUCCAAAUGAGCUAAUAUUUGCAAAAAAUAAAGUUUACCAGUUCGAACGUUAAAUAUCUUGUCUUUGCGGUCUAUUCAAUUGAAUAUAAGUUAAAAAGGAUUUGCAAAUCAUUGUAUUUUGUCUUUAUUUACUAUUUACACAACAUGCCAACUUCACUGGUUUUGGGGUUUGUACACCACGGGUGUCCAAACCUUUCCCACUGAGGACAGCACAUCAAAAAAUCGAAGCAUUCGGCGGCCAUUUUCAUAUUUUUCAUUUAAAAAAAUAAGUCAUUUAUUUUUUUUUUUUAUUCAACGCUUGAAAUCUAUUUAAAAUCUGUCAAUAUAAAGUUGCUUUUUAAAAAAAAUAGCUGUAUGCCCUUUUUGUCAAAGCCCUGAUUUUAUAUUUAAAAUCAAUCAAUAUUUCCCCCUAAAUAAUAAGUAAUUGGAGCCUUAAAUGGCUCAAUAAUUCACAACACCAUGGAUUUUAAUUCAUUAUUUUUAAGGAAUGUCAGUUUAUAAAAAUCCUAAUCAUAAAUAAGUCAUCCAAAUGUUUUAAUUUGUUUAUUUUUACUUUCAAAGCUCAUGUUUUCAGGUCAACUUCGGAUCUAUCCGUUGAUUAUAAGUUUUUAUUAUUUUUUGGUUUUAUGCCCUUUUUGACAGAGAACUUUGUUUCUUGUAUGGUAACCACACAAAGUAUGCAAUAUUUCCCCCAAAAAUAUUUCAAAAGUGGAAUUAUUGAUGAGAAGUAUUGAACUUGAAUAACAUUGAUUUUGAUUCAUUAUUAUUUUUGGAGCACUGACCGUUUUACAGAAAAAAACAGCAGGCGUGGCAGCUUUGUGUUAUUUGAGUCAACAUUGCAACUUUUUUCUUACUACAUUUCACCUGUUUGAUCUUUUAUUCCACUUUUUAAUGUUUUUAAAAAAAAAUAGUAUAUUUAAAACGUGCAAAUUUGGACACCCCUGUUCUACACUCAGUUGUGUAACUCCAGCAAGAGAACAGGAUAAUAGAUUUGAAAUAUUGUGUUGAAAAGCCUCAAGUGUCUCCGAAGUGUAUAGUCUGUUGAAAAAUACUGCAUAUUAAUUUAUGUGUACAUAUAUUGUGUAAAUGAACCAAGCGCACAAUAAAGCAACGCACAAAAAAAUGUAUGCGCCA
Messenger RNA from Entelurus aequoreus (snake pipefish), 3126 nucleotides. It is a transcript of the gene isca1, whose product is annotated as iron-sulfur cluster assembly 1. The record is from RefSeq and is a predicted model, not a curated record. Gene Ontology annotation, cellular component: mitochondrion; cytoplasm. The coding region runs from base 85 to 474 and encodes 129 amino acids. Gene Ontology annotation, biological process: iron-sulfur cluster assembly. The transcript has 4 exons. Lineage: Eukaryota; Metazoa; Chordata; Actinopteri; Syngnathiformes; Syngnathidae. Gene Ontology annotation, molecular function: 2 iron, 2 sulfur cluster binding.